AUGGCUGCUGGUGGCCCGAGGCGAGCGAUUCCCAUUCAAGUCAGGGCAAGAUUUCGAGGAGGAUGGGUGGGAUGGGAUAUUCUAAAGGUCAAUAGUCGCUGCAGUCCUUCGUCUCUUUCAGGUUUAGACGCGGCUGGACACGGGCUGCUGCCGCUCGGGCUUCUCCACGGGUUCUGCCACUCGCGAUCGAUGGAGAGUGAACUGAAAUUGACACUCCAGGCUGAAAUAGGUAUGUUAUUGGGUCUGUUUAUUUCUAAUUCAUACGUACCAUCCCUUGGCCCUGUUGACGCCCGUGACAAUCCCGCUAAUGGCUGUGAGGCAAAUAGUCGUGCACAGGGCAUCAGUCUCCGCCAUGGAAAUGCAACCCUCAACGCACAAUCUCAAAUCUUGGAUGCAUCCAUUGCACGGUUUCCAUGGAAAGUUGCUGGAAUAGCGCCCCGUUAA
Molecule: messenger RNA, 444 nt
Organism: Aspergillus vadensis CBS 113365
Lineage: Eukaryota; Fungi; Ascomycota; Eurotiomycetes; Eurotiales; Aspergillaceae
Exons: 5
Coding region: 1-444 (147 amino acids)
Source: RefSeq, a predicted model, not a curated record